ACCCAUUUGUAUUAAACAUGAGCCGUGAAGAUUGGGUUGACUGUUAUCGUAACAAGACAGUACUAAUCACAGGAGCAACUGGCUUUGUUGGAAAGGCUAUAUUAUGGCACUUGUUAAAGACAGUAGGAGGUGUUAUUGACAAGGUCUAUGUGCUCAUUCGACCUAAAAGAAUUCCUGGAGGUAGUCCAUCUCAAAGACUUUUAGACGAGAUCAUAAAUACAAGUGUAAGAAAAAAAAGCUUAAGUUAUCCAAAAUAACCUUAUUUCAUAGGCAUUUAAACGUUUAAUGGAUAAAAAAUUACUUGGACGAGAAAAAUUGAUACCCAUAUCUUAUGAUUUAACAUUAUCGCAACUGGGGUUAUCUAUGGAAGAAAGCAUGCAGAUGAAAGAUACAAACAUAGUCAUUCACUGCGCAGCUACUUCAGAGUAUGAAAGUUCUUUGGAAUGGAAUUUAGAAACAAAUGUGUUGGGAACAAUAAGAUUAAUGGAUUACCUCAGUGCAUGCUCAAAUAUAAGUUCUUUCAUUUAUCUUUCACCCAUUCAUAUUCAUACUUGUAUUCCAACUGAGAAUGAAGAUACAUUGAUUAAGGAGCAGGUAUAUGAUCUUGCAGGGCUGGGUGAUCCAGAGGAAUUAUUGAAGUCACUUCUUGGCGCUGAUGAAAAAGGUAAACUGAAGCUGAAUGAAGUAUGUCACAUAUCCUAAUUUGGGCAAAUUAUAAUUAUUAGAACUGCCGAAUUACGUGAAGCGAAUCUUACAAAAAUACUCUACACUACACUUGUUUACAAAGG
Messenger RNA from Rhizopus microsporus ATCC 52813, 788 nucleotides. RefSeq lists its product as uncharacterized. The coding region runs from base 286 to 702 and encodes 138 amino acids. Lineage: Eukaryota; Fungi; Mucoromycota; Mucoromycetes; Mucorales; Rhizopodaceae. The transcript has 3 exons. Gene Ontology annotation, cellular component: intracellular membrane-bounded organelle. Gene Ontology annotation, molecular function: alcohol-forming very long-chain fatty acyl-CoA reductase (NADP+) activity. Gene Ontology annotation, biological process: long-chain fatty-acyl-CoA metabolic process. The record is from RefSeq and is a predicted model, not a curated record.